UCAAAUAUAGACCCAACAAUAACAAUACCAAAACUCAAAUGGGAAAAUGAUUUAACUCUCUUCCUCAGCUCCGACUUCUGAACAGAAAUUUGCAAUAACAUCUUUUCUAUGACCAGCAAUGUAAACUUACAACUUAUACAAUACAAGACCAUUUACAGGACCCAUAUUACACAAAGUGAAAUGUUUAAAAUCAGUUUCACUGACACAGACAUCUGCUCAAAAUCAUCUGCUCUGUCACUUGGCUUCUGAAAUUUCGCUCUGCUCGUGGUAACUUUAUUGUGGAUUAUGUGUCCCCAGAGCUAAAACCGAAACCUAAAGCAGUUUUUAUAUUUUUCCAGUGUUAAAACCUCCCAUACAUGUAUGUAUACUGUUUAAACACUACAAAUGGACACACUUUUGUCCAGAAUAGUAGAGGAAUAAAGCAGUAACUUCAAGAACAUGAAUGUGUAUCAUUGAAGCAAGCAUACUUAUUUGGCUUCUUGCUGAUGCAAAAAUACCAUAACAGAGAAAUCUUAUAGUAAAAAAAAAAAAUCUGUCUAGAUUAUAAAAUAUAUACUGGUUUGAAAAAUAUGCUUUUGAGGUUAAUGUGUAUGCACACAGAGCAGCUGAUAACACCUGGUUGGAGAGGCACUGUCAUUUUGCUGACUGAAAAAUAUGAUGAUUCUGAUGAUUUGAAGAUAUGUUCAUAGGAAGAAGUGUGUGUUGCAAUCACAUGCACAGUGAAGAGAGUGAGUGAGAGAGAGAGAGAGAGAGAGAGAGAGACUGUUCUUAUUAGAGGCAGCAGGCACUCCUUUCUCUUUAUCUCCUGCUGUUUCUCCCACAAACAAGGACAUAAGAGGAGGUAAGAAACAAGCUCUUUAAAUCAAAACCAAAUUGCACUGAAGCUGCUUUUCAAAAUGGCUUUAAGACAGACUGUAAACAUUUUGGUUACUGUCGACUUUAGAAAUCUGAAUAUUAUUCGCUUUUAUAAUUACAGAAUCACAACUGUUAUCAGUAACUUUGACACAGGUUAGUGCUGCUACACUAGAGACCAAACUAGGUGUGUUCCCAGGAGUGGGCGCAUGCAUGCUUUUCUCAUUCCAGCUGAACACAAACAGGUCCAGUCUAGAUGUACAUUUACACAGGGCCCCAGGACAGCAGAGGCUGCAGACAAAUGCAGUAGAUUCCUUUCUCUUUCAUCAUUACUGCAUUUACAACACCUCACAGAGGUACUGUGUGUAUCCUUGUAGCAAUGAUGUUGUGGGGGUAAAAAUAUGAUUACCCAGUCACUUGGUGGGGCAUUGACAUCCAUUACAGGUCAAAAAUCAGGUCCUUAGGAGGUUAACUAUCAUCUUUUAAAUGGGCAGGUAUAGGGUUUGCAGGUAAGCAUUUGGUUAUAGCUCAGGACAAAAUAACUCUCCAGCAAAUAAAUGAAGCCAAUGCAUUGUCCUCUAGCAUGAUAAAAACAAGUAUUUCUGUGAUUGUCUGACAUUGUUUGAAGAGAGUCAACAAAAUGCAGUGCAACACUUGCAUAAAACAUGCUAGAUAUUUCUUUGUUGAGACAGACAAUUACUAAAGAAUGAAACUGAGCAAAUAUAGAAAGGAAGUCCGUGGUGUGGUUUUGACAUGACACCACGGACUUACAUCAGCAUGUAUGUUUUUUCAUACUUCAUAUGCACUCAUGCAAGUUACACAUUUUCUUUGUUAAUGGCAAAAUUAUUAUAUGUCACAUGAAAAAUAGCCAGAAAAUGAACUGUAAAAGUCUGUGACAUCAAGUCAAUGCCUGCUGUUUCAAUUCCAGUUUGACAUCGCCUCAAUGGCUGAUAUGAGUGGAACACAACUUCCUGUGCACCAGCCUCUAACCAGCCCCAACAGCUCCAGUAGCCCAUGGCAGACAGAGGCGGUCAAGGGAGUCCAAAUUGCAGUUACUCUGCUAAUCUUCCUGGUGGGCGUACCUUUGAAUGGGCUAGUGGUCUGGGCACUUGGACUGCGAGGUCAUCGUCACCUGGUGCGCAGAGGCAGCAAUGAGGAGACACGUGCUGCCAGCAGUUUCCGCGUUUAUGUCCUGAACCUGGCCCUGGCUGACCUGGUGCUGCUCCUGCGUACCCCCAUCAUGUUGGGCUAUGUCGCUCACAACUACAGCUGGCCGUUUGGCCGUGCCUUCUGCCACAUGAUCAUGUUCCUGCGAGGCCUGGGGUUGUACGCCUCGGCUUUCCUUCUCUGUGCUGUGGCCCUGGAGCGAUGCUUGUGUCUGCUCAGGCCUGUGUGGGCUGGACUACGACGACCCUCCUGGGCUGUUCCACUGGUCUGUGGCAUCUUGUGGUUUGUAGCCACCAUCCUGUCUACCCCCUACCUCCACUACGCUGUUCUGGUAGAAGAGAACGGGACAUACCAGUGUCUGGAAAGUGGGAACUUUAACACUGGACUGUUUGUUACAGAAACAAUAGCAGGCUUCAUCUUGCCCCUACUGGUGUUUUUAGGAAGUAACUUGGCUGUUCUGCUCACCAUUCAUCAAGCACUGCCCUCCACGCCCACCUCCUCCAACCCGUCAACUGCCCGCAGGAUGACCAGGAUGUACCACGUGCUCUUUUUCACCAUGCUCCUCUUUCUGACAUGCUGGGUGCCCUAUUUUGUUUUUCGGUUCCUACGGGCCUUGUCUGUGGGGGAACCUGAACGGGCUACACUGUUUGGAAGGGCGGUACUUGGCAUAUACAUCUCUCUUUUCCUGGUGUACAUCAAGAGUGCUCUUAACCCCGUGCUGUAUGUGCUUGUUGCUCGAGGCCUAAGCCGUGCUAUCAGAGCCUCACUUGUCUCCACCAUUGAGCGACUUUUCAAUGACGACUCCACAGACUCCAUACGACGAAAGUCACUUAAGAACUCUCAAAUGUAGUCAGGAGGUCAACAAUGUUUUUAAAUUUUAAGCAGUUUUUGUGCAGUUUUUCAGAAACAUCUUAGAGAAUACUUUUCACUGGUUUAUCCCUCUAUUUGCUCAAACUCCUAGAAAUGAGCUAUGUAAAUAUAACAAAGAGGUUGGGUUACUAAAUUUGUAGCAUGUGCUUAAGGCCAUUGUUUUACAAAUGGAUCUGAAUGACACAUCAAGAACAAAAAGAGGUGAAACUGGUGGAUUUCAUUACUAUUUAAUCUGUGGUAUGGUCAUGCUGUAUGUGUCAUCAGUAAACCUAGAUGACUAAAGACUUUAGAAAUGCUGCUUCUGUUGUGGCAUGCCGAAGGCAGGGUCAUACCAUAGCUGGCUUAAAAAUUAAUUCAUGAAUCAUCUUGUCCAUUUGCAUGUUCUUUUCUAAUCCACACAAAAUAUUCUAGGAACACUUUGUUUUUUGUACUCAAAACAUGUACAGAGCCUGUAACAAGUAGCAGUAUUAGUAACAUCUAUAUAUCAGUUCAUACUCAGAUUACAAUAAAAAUGACUAUUCCUAUAAACACAAACUGUAAAUGGCAAUGGUGAAACUCAUCCAUCAAAUCUAUGGGAAACGACAAAAGCCGGCCUGUGGGAUAUAAUGAUAUCCUAACUGGAUUAAAGCUCCAAGAUCCUGAGUCAGAGCAUAAAUACAGUGCAGUUGGUCAAAGGAAAUUUUUGACAAACUCUUAAAUGCUUGAUGUGCACUUAUUAAACCCAGAAAGCAAAAGCAGCUUUAUUCCUAGAGAAGGAUACAAGACAUGAAUACUGGGCAUUAAUAAAGAACAAUGUGGUAGUGCACUGCCCGGCCACAUUAAUAAUCACACUGUACAACUGCAUGCCAACUGUAUACACCAAAAACAAAUGUACUCAUUCAUUCUGUGAAGUUAUUUUAAUCUAUUCAUAUAAAAGUGACUUUUUAAACCUACAUAUGAUUUUUUUUUUUUGCUUUUUCUUUUCUUAUAAUUUAUGUUUUUAAAUACUACUGUUUAUACCAGUUCUAUAACUCUUUCUCACACAUAGUGGCUGCAUUUGAUUAUUGCCGGUGCUCCACAACCACAAAAAGUCAAACUGAGUAACAUUACAACUAAGAUUUCCAAACCAGUCUGUCUAACUAUGUGUCAUGCCUGCAAACAUCUUAUACCUAUAAAUUUGAUAUAUA
Molecule: messenger RNA, 4055 nt
Organism: Monopterus albus (swamp eel)
Lineage: Eukaryota; Metazoa; Chordata; Actinopteri; Synbranchiformes; Synbranchidae
Product: prostaglandin D2 receptor 2
Exons: 2
Coding region: 1796-2869 (357 amino acids)
Biological process (GO): positive regulation of cytosolic calcium ion concentration; inflammatory response; phospholipase C-activating G protein-coupled receptor signaling pathway
Cellular component (GO): plasma membrane
Molecular function (GO): complement component C5a receptor activity; G protein-coupled receptor activity
Source: RefSeq, a predicted model, not a curated record